AUGAGGGCUCUCAUCUUCUGCUCUGGCUUUUUGCUGGGAACCUUCAUAAUGUGCAUUUUCCUGCAGCUGAAGAGGUUGACUUCAUCUUCAUCCAGCCUCCAUGAUCAUCAGGAACAGCUCAAGGAAAAAAUAAAAUUAUGGAUAAAGGAAAGAUCUGUCCUCUCCAACCUGACACAUCAUACAGGAGAGGACAGUCGCAUGGCUGAUGAGCUGUACAAAAAGGUUCGUGUUCUGUGCUGGGUGAUGACCUCACCAAAAAACUUGGAGAAGAAGACCCGCCAUGUGAAGUCUACUUGGAGUCGUCACUGUAACAAUGUGAUUUUCAUGAGUUCAGAGAACAACACAGACUUCCCCACAGUGGGCUUAGGCACAAAGGAGGGGCGUGAUCAGCUGUACUGGAAAACAAUAAAGGCGUUCCAUUAUGUCUACGAGCAUCACUUCGACGAGGCUGAUUGGUUCCUCAAAGCAGAUGACGACUCUUAUGUCAUCGUAGACAACCUGCGAUUACUUCUUGCCAACCACACACCAGAGGAGCCAAUUUACUUCGGCCGAAGAUUCAAGACGUUUGUAAAGCAGGGCUACAUGAGUGGUGGGGCAGGAUAUGUGCUGAGCAAAGAGGCUCUGCGGAGAUUUGUGGAGGGAUUUAAAAACAAAGUGUGCACUCACACUUCCUUUAUAGAGGAUCUUGAACUGGGGCGGUGCAUGGAGAAAGUCGGGGUGUUGGCAGGGGACUCCAGGGACAGCUUGCACAGGGAGACAUUCCACCCAUUAAACCCUGAGGACCACCUCACACAAAGUCUCCCGAAGAGCUCCUGGUAUUGGGGCUACUGCUAUUAUCCCAUCACAGUGGGUCCAAACUGCUGCUCAGACCUGACGGUGUCUUUCCACUAUGUAGAGGCUUCACAAAUGUAUAUAUUGGAGUACUACACCUAUCACCUGCGUGCCUUUGGAUACAGCUACCGUUACAAGCCCCCUGCUCCACUUGGCUACAAUAUUGAGAAGACAAGUUCCAUAGAGGCUGCUGGAGGAAAAAAAUAGGCUAGCUUCUCAGGAGAAAGGACAAGGAAAGGGAGGCAGGGCAAAUGAGUCCAGGACUGACAAAAGACAGAAGCAGAUUCCUCUCAGGCGGCUGCUAAAGACCCUCCUGCUGC
This is a messenger RNA of Cheilinus undulatus (humphead wrasse), 1151 nucleotides long. RefSeq names its product glycoprotein-N-acetylgalactosamine 3-beta-galactosyltransferase 1-B-like. Lineage: Eukaryota; Metazoa; Chordata; Actinopteri; Labriformes; Labridae. Gene Ontology annotation, molecular function: N-acetylgalactosaminide beta-1,3-galactosyltransferase activity. Gene Ontology annotation, cellular component: membrane. Bases 1 to 1038 code for a protein of 345 amino acids. The transcript is spliced from 3 exons. The record is from RefSeq and is a predicted model, not a curated record.